This is a messenger RNA of Clarias gariepinus (North African catfish), 2376 nucleotides long. RefSeq names its product protocadherin alpha-8-like. Lineage: Eukaryota; Metazoa; Chordata; Actinopteri; Siluriformes; Clariidae. The transcript has a single exon. Bases 1 to 2376 code for a protein of 791 amino acids. Gene Ontology annotation, biological process: homophilic cell-cell adhesion. Gene Ontology annotation, molecular function: calcium ion binding. Gene Ontology annotation, cellular component: plasma membrane. The record is from RefSeq and is a predicted model, not a curated record.
AUGCGGCGUGAAUAUUUAAGGACAAUGUGGAUAUACAGACAUUUUGUCCUCUAUUUUGUGUGUCUCCUGCUUCUUUCCGACUUUGCCUCAACACAUUUACGUUAUUCUCUCCAAGAAGAAUCAAAGAUUGGGACUCUUUUAGGAAAUAUAGCUAAGGAUAUGGGCAUGGACUCGUCUGCGCUGACGGGGAGGAAUCUGCGAAUCGUGACUGGGACAAAACAGGAUCUUUUUCAGGUAAACCAAAAAGAAGGCUCAUUGUUCGUUAAUCGUAGGAUCGACAGAGAGGAGCUGUGCGCUACGAGUAACCAGUGUUUGAUCAAUAUUAAAACUGUAAUUGAGAAUCCUCUCGAAAUGCAUCAAAUAACAGUUGAAAUUGUAGAUGUAAAUGAUAACGCACCUACAUUUACAGAUAAUGUUUACAAUUUAGAGACACUUGAAACUGCAAUGACUGGAACACGGUAUCAGUUGGAAGGUGCGCACGACCCAGAUAUUGGUUCCAAUGCCUUGCAAUCUUAUAAAUUAACGCAGAACCAAUUUUUCCGUUUAGAAACAGAUGAUUUUGGAGAUGGAGGAAAAGUCCCCGUCCUCGUUCUGCAAAGAAUUCUGGACAGGGAAAAUAGCGCAAGGCAUGCUUUAAUAUUAACUGCAGUAGAUGGAGGAAAGCCACAAAAAACAGGCACUCUAACAAUUAAUGUCGUUGUGUCAGACGUCAAUGAUAAUGCGCCUAAUUGUGGCAAACAAAAAUAUAAUGUAACAGUGAAAGAAGACGCUCCAAAUGGCACGUUUUUGUUACAGAUUAACGCGACGGAUCUAGAUGAAGGUGAAAACGGCGAAAUUGAAUACGUAUUGCGAAGUAAAUUUAGAAAUGGCGCGUCUGACAUUUUUUAUUUAGACAGCAAAACUGGAGAAUUACGCAUUAAUGGUGGCCUUAAUUUUGAGGAAAAACAAGUCUACGAGCUUAAAGUUCUUGCCGCCGAUAAAGGAGUCGUGUCGCUGUCCACCCAAUGUAACGUGCUGGUGAAAGUGGAAGAUGUGAAUGAUAACCGACCGGAAAUAGACGUCACCUCCUUAUCCGACCGAAUUUCCGAAGACGCGCGUCCCGGUACCGUAGUUGCUUUGAUGGGAGUGACAGACUUGGAUUCAGGUGUUAAUGGACAAGUAGUCUGCUCUUUGCCAGAAAACAUACCUUUUGAACUUAAGCAGUCAUCAGAUACAAAUUUUUAUUCAUUGGUUACUAAAGGAAACUUGGAUAAAGAGCUAAAGUCGUUUUAUGAUAUUGCUAUAACAGCUAAGGAUCUGGGAACUCCUUCUCAAUCAUCAACCAAGAUAAUUCAUGUAAAAGUGAUGGACGUCAAUGAUAACAGCCCUGUGUUCAUCCAAAGCCCGUACACUUUCUAUGUACCCGAAAACAAUAAACCGGGUGUUUCUGUUUUCUCGGUGAGCGCAGCUGAUGUAGAUGAGGGUGAAAACUCAAGAGUUUCAUAUUCAAUAGAUCAUGCGAACUCAGAACAAAGUGUGACAUCAUUCGUGGAUAUUAAUGAUGAGAGUGGGGCAGUUUUUGCGCUAAAAAGCUUUGACUUUGAAUUACAGAAAACAUUCCAGUUCCACGUGCUCGCUACAGAUUUGGGAACUCCACCACUAAGCAGCAUCGUUACGGUGAAUGUGUUCAUUCUGGAUCAGAACGACAACGUUCCAAUGAUCCUAUAUCCAAUCAGCGCUAACGGGUCUGCUAAAGGUGUAGAGGAAAUUUCCAGAAAUGUGAAUCCAGGACAUUUGGUAACUAAAGUAAGAGCCUAUGACGCGGACAUAGGAUACAACGGCUGGUUAUUAUUUUCUUUGCAGGAAGUGAGUGACCACAGUCUUUUUGCUUUGGACCGCUAUACAGGACAAAUAAGGACUCUUCGCUCAUUCACAGAAACAGAUGAAGCUGAACACAAACUGGUUAUACUGGUCAAAGACAAUGGAAACGUUUCUCUUUCAGCAACAGCGACUGUAAUUAUUAAACUUGUUGAACCCAAAGAGGCUUUUUCAGCUUCUGAUGUUAAAAGUGUGGAAAACAAUGUACAAGAAAAUAACGUAACAUUUUAUUUGGUCAUUACCUUGGGAUCAGUUUCUUUUCUUUUUAUUAUCAGCAUCAUUGUACUGAUUGUAAUGCAGUGCUCCCACUCUACAGACCGUUCAUCCAAGUAUUUACAGGAUUCAAAUUAUGACGGGACACUGUGUCACAGCAUCCAGUACAGAUCCGGAGAUAAACGCUACAUGUUAGUUGGACCCAGAACGAGUAUCGGUUCUACUAUAAUUCCAGGAAGUAAAGGAAAUACUCUAGUUGUUCAGGAUCGGAGAAGGAGACCGUCUGGAGAGGUAAGAGCUGACUAA